This is a messenger RNA of Rhinichthys klamathensis goyatoka, 1047 nucleotides long. RefSeq lists its product as uncharacterized. NCBI's taxonomy places the organism in Eukaryota, Metazoa, Chordata, Actinopteri, Cypriniformes, Leuciscidae. The transcript has 4 exons. The coding region runs from base 24 to 872 and encodes 282 amino acids. The record is from RefSeq and is a predicted model, not a curated record.
CCGAGGGUGCCGGCCUGUUGUCCAUGGCUGCGGGGUUAAUGCGGCGGUAUCGGGACGCUGGGGUGGAUCCGCCUCAGCUCCUCUACGUCGACCGGGACUGUUGUUCGUCCCACGGGGGAUCCAAGACAGCUGACAUGUUCGGGAAGUGGGACAAGCUGGUGGUCCGGCUGGACAUCUGGCACCUGAUGCGGCGGUUCGCGUCAGGUGUCACCACCGAGAGCCACCAGCUGUAUAAACCCUUCCUGCAGCAGCUGUCUUCGUGCAUCUUCCUGUGGGACCCAGAGGACGCAGCCCGGUUGCUCAAGGCGAAGAAGAGGAUGCUUGAGGCGCAGGGGAUGACCUUCUCGUCCGACGCCGGAGCGUGGAGGCACGUCAGCCGCAAGAAUAUGGCUCUCCAUUGCCGUCGCCGCACGCGUGGAGCGGCGGAGACGGAGCGGCUGAUCGGUGACCUCCUGGAAACCUUCGGCGGUGCCAACGGACGAGACACCAUGGGGAUUUCCCUGCUGGACCAGGACCGCAUCCAGAAGAUCUGGAGGGAGCACCAGCGCCACCUCCAUUGCAUCCAGGACCCGCCGGGCGUGGAGCUGUACACUGAGACCGGCAGGGUGACCAAGGGGGGGAUCAGCCUGCCGGUGUACCGUUGUGCACGAGGCUCCACGUCCCUGGAGUCGUUCCACCUGCAUCUCAACCGCUUCAUUCCAGGAGAAAGUGCCAAUCCCUGGCACUUCCAGGCUUUUCUCCUGGAGGGGUUGACGCGGUGGAACGCGGACAGGGCGGCGUCCGUGGCACAGGAGGGACGGCCGCUGCUCCGCUCCUACAAUGGCCCCUGCAGCACUCCCUUGACCAGCUCAGCCAAAGGGUGCUUGGCAUGAGUGUGGUCAAGGAUUACACCAAGCCCAGGGAGUACACUGGGGAACUCAUCGGCAUCGAGUACCUGUACUCCCAGACGGGCAGAGUGCUGCAGGACGUCAGCUUGGACCCUGACAUUCCGGACGCGCGGGGGGGACGUUCCCCAACUCGUUGAGGAUGACGAGCUCGCCGACGGCC